UCUUUUUACCAAAAAAUUAUGGCAUUUUCGACGAGCUGAGGCUGAAAGAGUUUAUCUUUAUCAAAGAAUACUAACUUCUGAAUGGACCGAGAACAGGAAAAACCAACGCAGAAUAAGAUACGAGCUCCGGAAUCACUCAAACAUCGAUGCAGCAAAUUUUGUGAUAUCCCGAUCUACGAAUAGUCCGAAUUCCACCUUGGAUUAUUACAUUUUUCCUAAAGCUUUGAGGAAAAACGAUAAUUAUUAUCACUACCACAUGAAUGAUGCCCUUUAUGGUAGAUUACCCAAGGUAUCUCCAUUCAAAGAGAAGUUAUACGAUAGAUGCAGUGUAGUAGGUAAUAGUGGUAUUCUACUCGACAGUCAAUGCGGAGAGGAUAUAGAUAAAUCCGAUUUUAUAUUUAGAUGCAAUAUAGCACCGAUUGCGCCAUUUAGAAAGGACGCAGGUUCGAAAAGUAAUCUUACAACUAUGAAUCCCAGUAUUUUCUUCAAAAGGUUUGGAGAACUUAAAUCAUCUCAAGAUAUGUACGACUUUCUAGGGAACAUCUCAGAAUACAACGGUCAUAUUUGGUUGCCUUGUUUUGCAGCAAACCAUCUCACCAAUAUAUGUCUUAAAGCUUUCUUCAAUUUCAAUGUUAGCAGUCCCGCUGCCAUCUUGGCCAACCCUGAUCAUUUUGUGCAGAUUAUGAAGUUCUGGUCAGAACGGAACCACACCAAGCUAUUGUCGUCAGGUUUCUACAUUACCCAUGUAGCCUUACAGAUGUGCAAGGAAGUGCACCUCUAUGGCUUCUGGCCUUUCCCUGUCAGCGUCAGCGAAAAUGAGCUAAAAGAACAACCUUGUCAUUACUUCAAUGGGGAGCCUUUUACCCGAUCUCACAAUAUGGAUGAUGAAUUCCGGCUGCUCUUUCAGAUGCACCAACACGGUGUCCUUAAGAUGCAUGUCGGCGAGUGCCCAAGUGCAUCCGGAAAGAUUCGGAAAGCUUCGGAAGAUCGGACAAAAACGGAAGCUUGGUUACCUCACGAUAUCUCAAGAAGAUGAAAACGGUUCAAAAGCGCGUCAUUUCCAGAAGGACCAGCGCGUUUAUGACGGGUGUACAGACGGAUUCUCGAGCAGAUAUCCUUCGGUUUGAAUUCACCCUGAUGUCCUCAUCCUUUGAUAUCCACCAUGUAACCCUCGACAUGUCGCAUCAACAGAGUUCUAUGGAAUCUAAACGUGUACUAUCCAAUGUGUGACACAGUUUUCACUCUGCGGCGCACAAUGGAUUAAAGAAGACUGUAAAUGUAUUCAAAAUGCCUGUCAAGUGACAAAGAAUAACUGGGAGGUCUUUGUCGAAAAUUGUUGAAAUGGAACAGUAGUUAGUCCUAAGUUUCGGAGCUGACGAAAAAUUGCCAAUACGUGUAUGUGGUUUGUUCAAAGUCCAGGAUGAAACAGCUAUUUUGAUUCACCAAUAUUCGACAAAGACUUUUGGUUGUUCUCUGUCUUGAAGGGCAUUUAAACAUGCGUUUUCUGUAUUCUUGAAUCUGCCGUGCUCCGUGGUGCAAAGAUUGCCUACUGGCAGCUGUCAACGUGUUCAUGGUGACAUUAGCAUGCAGAAUGGACGGAAAGUGUUGUGUCGAGAACAUGUAAAGAUGGUUUAUGUAUUUGAACGGUGAAUGCUUGCAAAUGUAGCAAAAGUGGGCACUUGGACCACGGGCUCGCAAAAGUUUCAUAAGGUUCGAAAAAUUGCACAAGAAAGUUCAUUAACAGUCAUGAUAGUCGUACAGUUUACAUUGUCGAAAAGAAAUUUUGAACAGUUCUUUUAGGGCGUUCAAAACUUCUUUAUUAACUUCUUUAUAUUUCCACAAACAACUGCUAGAAUUUGCAAAAUAGACGUUAUGAAUUUGUGAACGGUUGUGAGAUAAUGUCGCUUAAGGUUUUCGUUUUUAAAUAUUUUGUUUUUGUUUUUAUGGAAGUGGAAGGGCAUUGACCAAAUUUGACAAACUCAAUUAAAAUACCCUUUUGCCGCAGUCAUUCAACGUUCAGAUCCAUAUAUAUUUAUCGAGCUCGAUAGCAAGAUCCUCGACAUCAUUUCAAUGGAACCUGCCUUACCUGCGUGCUUCAGUAUCUAAGCUUAUUAGAGUUCAGCGACGUACCUGCGUACGAGGCUAGAUCAGCGACGCGGACUUAUACGCCCGCGUCGCUAAUAGCGUCGUUGAGCGAAAACUAUUAAGCUGCAACACGUUUUUUUUCCUCUGAAGACGAUCCGCACAUAGACCUACGAGCUGCAUGGUAACUCCAUGAUAUGCAAAAGAAACAUUUCAUUGCAACCGCUGUGUGCUGAAAUCAUAUGUUCAUUAUCUUUGUUUUAGAAAUGACAUGGACUUCUUCCUCAACUAUAGUAUGCAACUCAAUCUAGUGUACAGCUUGAUUGUGAAAAAUAAUCUCACAAAACUUUGUGUAAUUAUCAUGGUUGAUGGUGAAGGCUGAAUCGUAUAAACCACUAUUUGUCCCUACCGCAGAACGAAUACUCUAAGUAACCAAAGACACGUAGGCCUACUUUCUUUUUAACAUAGGAUUUUACCAAAGAGAUUGUAUUUUCAUGUAUAGACAUUUUGGGGUAUUUAAUUGUAAAAAAAGAAAAGAAAAAAAAGAAACGUAGACCUUUCUGAGAGAACAGAUCAACCGAGGUAGGCAUUGUUGCCCAUUAAGAUUUCUAUUCCUUCAAAUGUACAGUGUUCUUUCCUUUAUCUUAUAGGUAUAAAGCUUAUUUAUGACGUCGGAAAAGACAAUGAUCAUUUAAUCAUUUGGAUUUCUGACUCUCCUCUCCCUCUUAAUAUUUGGACUAUGGUUGACCAGGCAUGACGAUACAUUGUUUCUGAUUUGGUCUAAUCCGUCGCCGAAGACGGGUGUUUGUAUUUUAUGUCGGUUUAAGCUGAUUCUUACUUUAUAUUUAUUGGAUGGCGAAAUGAAUGGAUGAUUGAAAGGAUGGAUAGACGAAUGAAGAAAUUAAUGGAUGUAUCAGUUCAUCAAUAAACAACUGAUCAAUCUAUCUAUCUAUUUAUCUAUCUAUAUAUAUAUCAAUCAAUCAAUCAGUCAGUCAGUCAGUCAGUCAAUCAAUCAAUCAACAACUAAUCAAUCAAUCAACAACUAAUCAAUCAAUUUAUCAAUCAAUCAAUCGAUCAACCAACCAAUCAAUAAAUCAAUCAACAACUAAUCAAUCAAUCAAUUAACCAGUAAGUCAAUAAUCAAUCAUUUAAUCAACCAAUCAAUAAAUGAGUGAAUAAAUGAAUGACUGACUGACUUAAUGUUUGAAUGGAUGAAUAAACUGCGUUCAUAAUUAUCAAUAGAAUAUAAGGCAAGGCAUAUUAUGGUUAGAGUCUGCAUACUUUUUUUGUAAACCUAAAGAAUAAACAUCUUCAAAGUUUGAAUUCAUUCAUGACAACCGGAUCACUUUAAACGGCAUUACGUAAUUAAGAACAUGGUGUGGUAUGACUUUCACGAUGCACGAGUUUGCUCUGCGGGUAAAUUGGUAAAUAACAAAAGGUUUUUUCUUCUGUGUUAUUUGGAGUUGCAAUAUGUAUAUUUACAUAUAUGUAUAGUAAAACUUAAUGUAUUAGGCAUGUGUUUCUACGCUCGGUAUUUGGAAACGGCAUGACAUCAUGAAUGUAAUUCAGUUUGCUAUAGUUUGUAUUUAUAUUUCAUUUUCAAGUUAUAAAAUGUUAACUUAUAAAACUACACUUGACUUAAAAGUGGUAUGAAUAACAUAUCUUUCUUGUUAUCGAAGUUUGUAAAAUUGUCAGAUCUUUUAUAAGAAAUAUCAGUGUUUUCUAGGAACCAAACUAAAAGUUACUAUAGUAUUUCAAUUCGCGGUAUUAGUUAAACAGAUAUUUUCGAUAAAAUAUUUGAUUUUCCUAUUUGACGUUAUACUUAAAUAUCUAAAACCUCACAAAGGUAUGCGGUCCUUUAGUGCAUUGACCUGUGUUACCCACACUAUUUUCGGACUUUGUAACUACAUUUAUGUCAUAUUUAAAUAUUGUGCACUGUUAGAAAAUGUAUCCUUGAAAUAAAAGAAGUUCCUGCAGCAGAGUCUCGAGAACACUUGUAAUCUUACCAGAUUGUGUAAUGUUACAUUAUAUCGUGUAAAAUUACAGGAAAUUGGUAUUUGAUGUAUGAAACCUUACAAAUUUCCUUAAAUAAUACACAAUUUUCCCCUUUUUAAACAGACCUGUUCUGUUAAAUUGCAGAAAAAUACCCGUUUUAUGAUUUUACAGAAUGAUUCUGUUAUUGCUUUCUGCAAAAUCUUGUUAUUUCUGUAAAAUCAGGUUUUUUUAACAGUGUGUUCUAUUUCAGAAGCUAUCGGUGCUUACAUGUAUUUAUGUAAGCGAUGACGUCGCAUGGUAAUAAAAAACAUAUAUUUUAUAAAAUCAUGGUUCACUUUAAAACAAUUUUUUUUCCUCAAAUGACCCAUAUUUUUCAUUAUGACGAGCACUUUACACAUUUUCAAAUGAAGAUGUUGCUUAAGCUUUCCCGGCAAAGCAUUCAAAUUCUAAGAACGAAAGGCAUUGUAUACUAGACCAGGUGCAUAGUACAUCAGGGGUAAAGUCCCGGGGGUAAAGUUUGGAAAUCUGUAUGUAUUAUUUCUGCUUUUGGCACAUUUGACUAUUGUUUCAUGGGCUACUGCCAAAUACCAUUGAUUAUGAAAAUGUCGGUGAGUUUGAAAGCCAUCUCCAUGGUUUAUCUCAAAUGACCUUUUACUGCUCGUGCGCUGUUGGUCUAAAACAAUUCGACUUGUGGAAAGUCGACUAAUGCAAGUAGAACACGCAUCAUUCUCCAAAUUUUUAAGUGUUGUGCAAUUCCUUUUAUGACAUCCUCAUUGUACAAUUUUACUCUGUGAUCAUGGUUUUUUUUCCUUCUAAUGUUUGAAGGGAUGGUACCUCUUCGAUGAAAAUUAAGGACAUAAUUCAAUUUAAUUCAAUUUAUUUUUCUCAGUAUAAAAACAACAAUAUAAAUAGUACAAACAUGAAAUAAAUAAAAGGAAAUGGUGAUAAGAAUGUUGACUCUAUACGUGUAUAGUGAGAGGAAUAAGGUUCAGUAUUUUAUGAAUGGUUUAUAGCUGUUUCUGAAGAUAUUCUUUCUUAUUAUGAUUCUAAUUUUAUCUGUUUUCAACACAAACAAUUAUUAUCUGAUACAUUGGUCAUUUAAUCAAAAUAAUGUAACGGUAUUGUGCUACGAUAGAAUCGGAUAAAUUUUGUAAAACUUGUGCUGAUACUUAUUGCCCUGAGAUUUCAGAAAUUAAACUUUGUGAAAAUCUGAGUGAGAGGUUUUUAAGCGUAUAUCAUGUUUCAUAGCUUUGUGAAGUGGAUAUUAAAUACUGGAAUCAUAUAGAAUGGAAAAGACAUAAUGGACAUGUUGAAAAACACAAGCUGCUAUGACACAUGGAUUAUUGGAUAUCGUACAGGCCUACCUCAGUACCAUAAGGGUAUUUUCAAGUGUGUGAAUUUAAAGUUGCUUUAGAUUUUACUUUGAGGUAAAAGGGAACCAAAACAAUCUUGCCUUUGUUUCAUACUUCUUAGUUGGUAUACAUUUCGUUUUUUAUCGCCAACGUCAUACCUUGGAUUUUACUGGAUGUAUCCUCAUAUGUAGUGUGUAUGCCAGCUACGUUGUUGUGGAUUGUAGAUGUGUUUGCGAAGAAGUGUGAUCAACUUUUAAAUAUGAAGUGUAGGCCUAUUUUAAAUUAAUUCUUGCAAAAUUUACAUUUUUUCUCUUGGUUUGCGAGCAACAUAAAUUACCAUGUACAUGUAGCACUGGAUUAUGAUUAAAUAUGAAUCUCAAUCUGAAUAUAAAUAUGUAUGAUAUUCUGGAUGAUACCACUCUGUACAAAGUUAUAUUGAUUGUAUUUAAUGCUCAAUCUAGUACUUCAGUUUAUGAAAUAAAUCGUAUGUUUGAAUAAGUCAA
This is a messenger RNA of Lytechinus pictus (painted urchin), 5932 nucleotides long. Its product is annotated as sia-alpha-2,3-Gal-beta-1,4-GlcNAc-R:alpha 2,8-sialyltransferase-like. Lineage: Eukaryota; Metazoa; Echinodermata; Echinoidea; Temnopleuroida; Toxopneustidae. Gene Ontology annotation, molecular function: alpha-N-acetylneuraminate alpha-2,8-sialyltransferase activity. Gene Ontology annotation, biological process: N-glycan processing; oligosaccharide metabolic process. The coding region runs from base 257 to 1036 and encodes 259 amino acids. The record is from RefSeq and is a predicted model, not a curated record. The transcript is spliced from 6 exons.